Lepus europaeus (European hare) is the source of this 4928-nucleotide messenger RNA. It is a transcript of the gene FZD3, whose product is annotated as frizzled class receptor 3. Lineage: Eukaryota; Metazoa; Chordata; Mammalia; Lagomorpha; Leporidae. Gene Ontology annotation, biological process: non-canonical Wnt signaling pathway; canonical Wnt signaling pathway. Gene Ontology annotation, cellular component: plasma membrane. The record is from RefSeq and is a predicted model, not a curated record. Gene Ontology annotation, molecular function: Wnt receptor activity; Wnt-protein binding. The transcript has 7 exons. Bases 526 to 2526 code for a protein of 666 amino acids.
CGCGUCGCUCCCAAGCGCGCGCAAGCGGUCCUCGGCCGCUCCGGGUACCUCAGGGACGCGCGGCCGGCGCUGCAUCCCCCCACCUUGGAGCCGGGCGCCGAGGUCUGAGGUGAGCCCCGAGGCGUGCGUUCCCCCGGACCGGCUGGGCGGGAAAGGAAGCGAUAUUCUACUAAAAGGAAGAAAUAUUCUACUAAAAGGAAGAAAUAGCUCUUCUCCUAAGAUGGAAUCUGUGGUGUGGGAAUGUGGCUGAUCAACUUGAUUUAUUGGUCAAAUGUGCCCUAUGUAAUAAAAUGGAAAGAAGAGACAAGAUGAUGUCACUUUCCCAUAUUGUGAAACCAAAAACAAAUGCCUUUUGUGAGACCAAGCUAACAAAGCUCUGACAGUGCAAGGGUAUUUAACUGUUGAAGAACUUUACAAUAAGAUAUUAGAAGAAGUACUUUCAAGCCGAGACCUGCAGGUGUACAGAGAUCUAAAAUUCAGAUUGAGUAGGCUGAUCAUCCGAAAUCUCAUUCAGAUCCAGGAAAGAUGGCAAUGAAUUGGAUUCUCUUCUCUCUUUGGCCCUUGACCAUGUUUGUGGGGCCUGUAAAUGGGCACAGUUUGUUUUCUUGUGAACCUAUUACCUUGAGGAUGUGCCAAGAUUUGCCUUAUAAUACCACCUUCAUGCCUAAUCUUCUGAAUCAUUAUGACCAACAAACGGCAGCUUUAGCAAUGGAGCCAUUCCAUCCUAUGGUGAAUCUGGAUUGUUCUCGAGAUUUCCGACCAUUUCUUUGUGCACUCUAUGCUCCUAUUUGUAUGGAAUAUGGACGUGUCACACUUCCCUGCCGAAGGCUGUGCCAGCGGGCUUACAGUGAAUGUUCAAAGCUCAUGGAGAUGUUUGGUGUUCCUUGGCCUGAAGAUAUGGAAUGCAGUAGGUUCCCAGAUUGUGAUGAGCCAUAUCCUCGACUUGUGGAUCUGAAUUUAGUUGGAGAUCCAACUGAAGGAGCCCCGGUGGCAGUGCAGAGGGACUAUGGUUUUUGGUGUCCCCGAGAAUUGAAAAUUGAUCCGGAUCUUGGUUAUUCUUUUCUGCACGUGCGUGAUUGUUCACCUCCUUGUCCAAAUAUGUAUUUUAGGAGAGAAGAACUGUCAUUUGCUCGCUAUUUCAUAGGACUGAUUUCAAUCAUUUGCCUUUCUGCCACGUUGUUUACUUUUUUAACUUUUUUGAUUGAUGUCACAAGAUUCCGUUAUCCUGAAAGGCCUAUUAUAUUUUAUGCAGUCUGCUAUAUGAUGGUAUCUUUAAUUUUCUUCAUUGGGUUUUUGCUUGAAGACCGAGUAGCCUGCAACGCAUCUAGCCCUGCACAAUAUAAAGCUUCUACAGUGACACAAGGAUCUCAUAAUAAAGCCUGUACCAUGCUUUUUAUGGUACUUUAUUUUUUCACCAUGGCUGGCAGUGUAUGGUGGGUAAUUCUUACCAUCACAUGGUUCUUAGCAGCUGUGCCAAAGUGGGGUAGUGAAGCUAUUGAGAAGAAAGCAUUGCUAUUUCACGCCAGUGCAUGGGGCAUCCCUGGAACUCUAACUAUCAUCCUUUUAGCGAUGAAUAAAAUUGAAGGUGACAACAUUAGUGGCGUGUGUUUUGUUGGCCUCUACGAUGUUGACGCAUUGAGAUACUUUGUUCUUGCUCCCCUCUGCCUAUAUGUGGUAGUUGGGGUCUCACUCCUGUUAGCUGGCAUUAUAUCCCUAAACAGAGUUCGAAUUGAGAUUCCAUUAGAAAAGGAGAACCAAGAUAAAUUAGUGAAGUUUAUGAUCCGGAUUGGUGUUUUCAGCAUUCUUUAUCUCGUACCACUCUUGGUUGUAAUUGGAUGCUACUUUUACGAACAAGCCUACCGUGGCAUCUGGGAAACAACAUGGAUACAAGAACGCUGCAGAGAAUAUCACAUUCCAUGCCCGUAUCAGGUUACUCAAAUGAGUCGUCCAGACCUGAUUCUGUUUCUGAUGAAAUAUCUGAUGGCUCUCAUAGUUGGUAUUCCCUCCAUUUUUUGGGUUGGAAGCAAAAAGACAUGUUUUGAAUGGGCCAGUUUUUUCCAUGGUCGUCGGAAAAAAGAGAUAGUGAAUGAGAGCCGACAGGUCCUCCAGGAACCUGAUUUUGCUCAGUCACUCCUGAGGGAUCCAAAUACUCCUAUAAUAAGAAAAUCAAGAGGAACUUCGACUCAAGGAACAUCCACACAUGCUUCUUCAACUCAGUUGGCUAUGGUGGAUGAUCAGAGAAGCAAAGCAGGGAGUGUCCACAGCAAAGUGAGCAGCUACCAUGGCAGCCUCCACAGAUCACGUGAUGGCAGGUACACUCCCUGCAGUUACAGAGGAAUGGAGGAGAGACUACCUCAUGGCAGCAUGUCACGGCUAACGGAUCACUCCAGGCACAGUAGUUCUCAUCGGCUCAAUGAACAGUCACGACACAGCAGCAUCAGAGACCUCAGUAACAAUCCCAUGACUCACAUCACACAUGGCACCAGCAUGAAUCGAGUGAUUGAAGAAGAUGGAACUAGUGCUUAAUUUGUUUUGUCUAAGGUAGAAACUCGUGCUAUUAAAAAGCAGAUUUUAUUCUUUGCCUUUGCAUGACUGACUGCUGAAACUCAGUUAUUGUGAUUUCAGUCAGGUGCAGAUUGUGUCCAUUGGAAAGGUAAAUUUUGCUUUUUAUAUUGCAUCAAACUUCAAACAUCAAGGCCUCCAAAACACUUAGAAUUAUAUAAUCUCAAAAGUAAUUCUUUCUAGGUUGUGAAGAGAUAAUAAUUUGUCUGGUAAGCAUUUUUAUAAACCCACUUAUUUUAUAUUUAGAAAAAUCCCAAAUGUGUGGUAACUGCUUUGUAGUGAACUUUCAUAUAAUAUGAACUAGUUGUGAGAUAACAUUCUGGUAGCUCUGUUAAUAAAACAAAAUUUCAGAAUUGAUGAAAUUUUCUAUGCAAGGCUUAUUUCUCAGAUGAAUAGUAGGACUUUGUAGUUUUAUUUCCAGUAAGUGAAAAAAAAACUUUUUAAACUGUAGGAGACUUUGAUAAAUCAGCAAGUGUAUUUUAGCUAAUAGAAUGUAAGUGCAACAGAAGAAUCUGACUAGUCUGCGGAAGGUUAUAUCAAAAUUCUAUCAAAAUAAUCUUUACCCAGAGAUAUUCAGGAUUUUAAUUAGCAAUGGAAUAAAAGCAGAGGUGGGCAUUUCCCCCCUAUUAUUGUGUUGUUUUUAUUACAUUUGUAAAUAUUGCUUUUACUGGCUGUAUUUUUAUAACUUAACCCAUAUGCAUGGUAUAAAAAUUUUUAUUUGUAACCAUUUCUUCUCAUGUAAUAGUAUUGAUUCAUAGAAAACUUCAUCUGCCCUGUGGAGGCAUCUAUUGAGAUAAGCAUCACACAUUGUAAGGCUUUUUGUGGUAACUACAAUUACAAAAUGUUUUUUCUGUAUUCAUUGUUGUAUUUUUCUACAGUGAAUUGUGACCUUGCCCAAACCACUAGACCUUGGUAGCCAGGCCCCCCUCCAUAGUGAGUUGAUUGUCUGCACUUGCACUGUCUCAGUAGCCAAUAGACUACAGCUUUUGUCCCACAUUCUUAUUUUCAGUUUCUGGAUCAUUCUUGUUUUAGUUGAAAUAUACGUAUAAUCUAAGUCCAAAGUGAUGAUUAAUUUGGUAUUUGAAAAUCAUGUAGCUAAAUGGAGCAUGGUUAAUCUCGCUAUGAAUAUCUUUUCAUCUUAAAAAAUCAAGUCAGAAAUGUUUAAUAUUUUAUCUUGUAAUGUUUAAGUGAUUUACAUAUGAACUGUGAACUUUAUAAGGUACAAAAGUAAUCAAAGGGAAAGAAAAAGUGUGGCAAAUGCUAGAUGUGUUAUGUAAAAAGGUGUAUUUAAACAAGUGGUCCUCAACCCUGACCACAGGUAAGAAUCAUUUGGAGAAUUUCUCAGGCCCAACACUUUCCACUGCUCACUUGAUAAUUACUAGUUUUUUGUUCUAAGACUUUCCAGGUGAUUUUAAUCUGCGGCCAGGCUUGAAACCAAUUGUUUUAAAUUAACUUGCCCCUGAUGAUCUGAUGGUAUCACCUUAUAUCACAUGAAGAUCUAGCUAGAUUCAAUUUUAUGCUUUUGUAUCAUUGCCUAAUAUACAAUUGUUUUCCAUUUUAUUGUCCAUUAUAAAAUGCAGGAUUCUGGGCUCAACUCCUAGAGAUUCUUAACUCAAAGGUGGUAUGAUGUUAAAAACCUGUAGUUGUAAAAAUACCACAGGUGAUUCUUGUGCAAGUAAUCCAAGAAUCACACUUUGAAAAAUAGUGUAGACUCUAGAGGCCUGGUUAUGCUGGAUGCAAGUUUUUGACCUUUAACAAAUCAGUCUCUCUGAGCUUUUGUUCCCUUGUUUGUAAAUGAGGAUAAAUGAUUAAAAACCUUCUCUGCCUACCUCAAAAAGUUGUCAAAUCAAGAUCAAAUGAAAAAAAUCACGUGAAAGCUGUUUGAAAAUGGUAAUCUGGCUGGCGCCGCGGCUCACUAGGCUAAUCCUCCACCUGCGGUGCCGGCACCCCGGGUUCUCGCCCCGGUUGGGGCCCCGGAUUCUGUCCCCGGUUGCUCCUCUUCCAGUCCAGCUCUCUGCUGAGGCCCGUGAGUGCAGUGGAGGAUGGCCCAAGUGCUUGGGCCCUGCCUGUCAAAAAAAAAAAAGAAAAGAAAAAAGAAAUAAAAUGGUAAAUCCCUUAUGAAAUAUAAGGAAUUAAGAAUAUUGAGGAUUUAUUUGAGGACUACUGUAAUAUUUCUUGAUACGUGUUUACCUUAUGUGUACUUUCUCUCUCACCCUUUAAAACAAAAAAGAUGGUGAAAAACAAGCUUUCAUCAGGCAAGAGUUUUUUCUGACAGUAAUUUGUUUGCAUUUCAUGUUUCUUUCAAAGCACAUGCUCAUUUAUCUUAUUAUGAGUUAUUAUUAAUUCUUUAAAAUAUAUUUAAACAU